AUGGCGAUUGUCACUCGGACCACCACUUCUUCUGGAACGCGCACUACCACGACUUCAAGCAUACCGAUGUGGCUUGUUAAAUUGAUAACAGUGAUCUUGUGUUCGGUGAUUCUUUUCAUCAUCUAUCUCCUCGACAACUCGGUGCGCACCUAUUACGCACGCACCUUCAUUUUGAUCGGUUUGACGUGUGGAGCUCUGCUCGGCUGGUCGAUUGGAUCCGUUUUACAGCAGUUUCUCUCCUACAGGAAUGUGGAAAUCAUCAUCAAUUUGAUACUGACCGCUUUGUCUGGUUUAUCGGCGAUUCUUCUCAUCAUUUAUCUCGUCGAAACCAAUGACUCCUCGGGAUCGCAACGUUUCAAACUGAUGAUCGGAGCGGCGGUUUCCUUUGUGAUCCAAGCGUUCGUUUGCUUGUUGACACUCUCGUGGGCCUGGUACGGAAACGUGAUCAUUGUGCGAAGUGUU
Messenger RNA from Mesorhabditis belari, 462 nucleotides. The record is from the annotation of a GenBank genome assembly. NCBI's taxonomy places the organism in Eukaryota, Metazoa, Nematoda, Chromadorea, Rhabditida, Rhabditidae.